AUGGGAGAAGAUUGGUGGAAGACUAAAAACCUCAAAGACUUGAGAGAAAUAUUUAGAAGUUUUGGUGCAGUAGACGAUGUAGUCAUCAAGAGUUUCAAGAAGAAAGGAUCAGCUCUUGUUGUAAUGGCAUCCAGGGAGGCGGCUGUAAGUUUGUUUUUAAGUUCCGAGAAGAAAGGAUCAGCUUUAGUUUCUCAAGGAGCAUUGUUUUGGCUGUUUGCAGCCUCUGGGAAUGUGCUGGGGGAACUUUCGAAUCCUCUCCUAGUUUUGCCACUUCAACCAACGUCAUCAUCAGCUAUUCUCAGUGCUGACAGAAUCACAGUGUCUGGAUUUUUAGCUAGAAAUAAAAUGUUUUAA
Fraxinus pennsylvanica is the source of this 354-nucleotide messenger RNA. The record is from the annotation of a GenBank genome assembly. NCBI's taxonomy places the organism in Eukaryota, Viridiplantae, Streptophyta, Magnoliopsida, Lamiales, Oleaceae.